AAAGAAAAUUCGUGAUUAUUGUUGCUCGUAUAAUAAUAAUUGUGUUUUCGCAAAUGGGUGCCACAAGAAGCAUCGACAGACAACUAAGAAGAGGAAGAAACUCCGAAAUAUCGAGCAUUGACGGAACAACUUUUCGAUAAACCACAAGUGUCAAUGAUGAUUUUGCGGAGAGAAUAGCGGAGGAAUUAUCAAUAUCAAAAACAGACAUGCAGAUUUGUAUGAAUAAAACAAAUGUUGUGCCCGAGGAUUUCAUGAAAUUGGAUCAAUUAAUGUACGAUGAUGUGAAGACAGUGGAUAUCAAUAAAUCUGUUUUAAAAGUCGGUUGUCUAUUUGCUUGCCUACUUCAGAAAAAAGGAAUGCUUUUAGGUCCACAUAUCAAUGUGGAGAAGAUAAAGGAAUUUGUGAACACUAGAAUGCGCUCACACACAGACAGUGAAGGCAUCGCCAUAGGCAAUCGAAUAUUGGAUAAAUGUACCGAUCAAGUUAAAAGCAAGACUGACGAAUGCGAAGUAGCUAUUAAGAUCCUCCUGUGUGCAGCUACGGAAAUAAACCGUUUAAGGAAUGUUUGAAAAAGUAUAAUAAGAUAGAAUAUUAAAAUAUUAUACUAGAUUUUAGCAAUAAUUUAAUGGAUAUAAAAUAUUGAAUUUAAGCAAUGUAUGCGCUUUUAAGGAGUUAAAAUCAAUUUUUUCUUGA
This is a messenger RNA of Linepithema humile (Argentine ant), 693 nucleotides long. RefSeq names its product pheromone-binding protein Gp-9-like. NCBI's taxonomy places the organism in Eukaryota, Metazoa, Arthropoda, Insecta, Hymenoptera, Formicidae. The record is from RefSeq and is a predicted model, not a curated record. Gene Ontology annotation, molecular function: odorant binding.